Uranotaenia lowii is the source of this 2217-nucleotide messenger RNA. RefSeq lists its product as uncharacterized. Lineage: Eukaryota; Metazoa; Arthropoda; Insecta; Diptera; Culicidae. The coding region runs from base 1 to 2217 and encodes 738 amino acids. Gene Ontology annotation, biological process: DNA integration. The record is from RefSeq and is a predicted model, not a curated record. The transcript is spliced from 2 exons. Gene Ontology annotation, molecular function: nucleic acid binding.
AUGUGUCGGAUACUAGAGAACGUAGAUAAUAAAAUAGUCUAUAUAGACGAUGUUCUUGUUUAUGCUACGACUCUGGAAAAGUUACGAGAUACCGUUGACUUAGUCCUAAAGAUCUUCAAAUUAAACAACCUAACACUCAAUGAAUCCAAGUGCGAGUUCGACCAAACAGAAAUAACAUUUUUGGGUCACCGUCUCGAUAAAAACGGUUUCAAUAUAGAAUCAUCGAAAAUACAAGAUAUCGAGAAGUUUGGGAGUCCGAAGAACUCAUCGGAGUUGAGAAGCUUCCUUGGGCUAGCUUCUUUUAUAAGUUCGCACAUAAAGAACUUCGCUGACCUGACUGCACCAUUGAGAGCUGCAAUUACGAACCAAGCCUGGAGUUGGGGUGAAGAACAACAAACAGCUUUUGACCGGGUCAAAAAACAAAUCAUCCAGUGUACGACCGCUUUAGGAUUCUUUUCCGAAUUGGAUAAAACUAUCUUGUAUACAGACGCCUCGCCACAUGCGCUGGGUGCCGUGCUUGUGCAGGAAAACUCAGAGAAGAUCCCACGCAUUAUAAGUUUCGCCUCUAAGGCUUUAACUGACACUGAGAAGAAGUACCCCCAAAACAAACGAGAGGCCCUGGCAGCCGUCUGGGCAGUAGAGCGAUUUUCUUAUUUCCUCACUGGCCGGCAUUUCGUGUUACGCACAGAUGCCCAAGGUAUGGCAUUCAUAAUCAGUAGACCUCGUGAAGAGUCCAAACGAGCGCUAACGAGAGCAGACGGUUGGUCAUUGCGUCUAAGCCCAUACGUUUAUGAGGUCGAAUAUAUAAAGGGUCAAGAUAACAUAGCAGACCCCUCGUCACGGUUAUACCGUGGCGAGGAUAAAGCAUUCAAUGAAGAUGUAAGCCCUUGGGAAAUCUGCCACUUACAGUCUAAUCAUUAUGCAUUCCUAACGAAAGAAGAAAUCCAAGAGCAUACUAAGAAUGACGCAGUCCUCCAACGAGUAAUUUGCUCGCUUGAAUCGGGAAAAUGGCCUUCGAACAUAUCUAGGUACAAAACAGUAGCAAACGAAUUGCAAUUUACUGAAGAUAUUUUGAUCAGAAAUGGCUGCGCUGUUAUACCUCAAGAUCUUCAAGAAAAAGUUUUGAAAAUAGCGCACUCUGGUCACCCAUUGGAGGCCAAGUUCAAAAGCAUACUGCGGAAAAGAGUCUGGUGGCCGGGUAUGGCAAAAGAUGCCGACCAGUGGGUGAAAUCCUGCGCCUCUUGCGCGAUUAAUGGUAGGCCAGAGAGGCCCACACCCAUGCAGCGAACAUUUGCCCCAAAAACGGUGUGGGACACAAUAGCGGUCGAUUUUAACGGCCCUUAUCACAAACUCGGUGGCAUUUUGAUUCUGGUCAUAAUAGAUUUCCGUUCAAGGUACGCGAUUGCUUCACCCGUUAAAUCAACUAAAUUUGAACACACAAGAUCGGUGUUCGAUGGCAUCUUCCAGAGGGAAGGUUUUCCUCGGGCUAUAAAGAGUGACAACGGGCCACCCUUUAAUGGAGAGGAGUACAGAGAAUAUUGUAAUAUUCGUGGUAUCAAAACAAUAUUCUCUAUACCUUUCUACCCUCAACAAAAUGGCUUAGUUGAGUCCUUCAUGAAGGUUGUGAACAAGGCCAUAUCGACGGCACUGCACUCCAACACCGACUAUCGAUUUGAGCUUCAAGCCGCGGUAGACGCGUAUAACGCUGCCGACCACUCCACCACGAAAAUGUCACCGGAGGAAGUUCACAUGGGACGUAAAAUUCAGCGGGGAUUACCUGUCCUCCGCGAUAGCUGCUAUCCAGGUAACCACGACACGAGUAAGACUCUAGACAGUCACGAUCGGAAAUUCAAAAUCCGCUCCAAACAACGGGAGGAUGAGCGGCGUGGAGCAAGGCCAUGUAAAGUGAGGAAGGGCGACACGGUGGUCAUAGAGCGGCAAUCUAAAACGAAAGGACAGUCAAGAUUUUAUCCAAAACGCUUCACGGUUGAGGCCGAGAAUAAUGGCAAUUUAAUACUUAUUGACUCCGAUGGACAAAAGCUACAGCGUCAUGUGGCACAGACCAAAAAAGUAUAUCCGUGGCGGAAUGAAGAGGAAGCAUCUGGUAAUGGACAUCACAAUGUGAGCUCCAACGACACCGUCGAGAACGAUCGUCCAACGCGAGAAAAACGGGUCCCAGCGUAUCUUGCCGAGUAUGAGCACUCAUUAUCCAUUUAA